UCUGGUUUACACCCCCACCGCAACCCGCAACCAGUUUUGUUUUUUUAAGAAUCGGAGAAAAAUUAGUUUUCCAUGUCCGACGCACACUUGGAAGCGCCACCUUCGGUGCGGCUGACCAACGAUGACUUCCGUAAACUAUUGGCCACACCUCGUGCACCGCCAGCCAGCAGCGGUGGAAGCACAUCGACCGCUGGCGCUGGAGCAUCCGGAUCCCUAGCCACAGCCCAGUUUGCGACUCCCGCGUCGGUCGGAGAGAAAAAGAAAAGCAGCAGCAGCAGCGAGAGGAACGAUUUGAGGAGAAAGAAAAAGAACUUCUAUGCAGCGCUUAAGAAGCAAGAGGAUGUCAAGCUGCAGGAGCUAUCCGAAAAGUACAGGGAUCGUGCUCGAGAACGACGUGACGGAGCUAAUCCUGAUUAUGUAGGCGCCAGUACUCCCGGUCAUGGCAGCAGUACCAAUGCAUACCGAGCCGUAGCCCCGGACAUGAAGUCGGGCAUCGAUGCCGCCGAACGUAGGCGCCGCAUCAUUCAGGAAUCCAAGUUCUUGGGUGGUGACAUGGAGCACACCCAUUUGGUGAAGGGUUUGGAUUACGCACUGCUGCAGAAGGUGCGUUCCGAACUGCACUCGAAAGAGGCGGAGGAGGAGGAAAUUGCUGCUGCAGUAGCCCGCGAGAAACUGGCAGAGGCGGCAGCAGCUGCCGAGCAACUGGAGGCAGAGCGCCGGGAAUCCGAAGAUAUAAAUGCCAUCAACAGUUCCAUGGCACGUAGCAUCUACAAUCAAAUUCAGGCUCGUCGCUCCAAGGAGGUGCCGCGCAAUGAACUCUUUGCCCCCGGACGCAUGGCUUAUGUCAUCGAUCUGGAUGACGAACUGGGCGAGUCGGAUAUACCGACAACGCUGAAGCGUUCCAAGUUCGAGGUGCCAGUGGCUCGCGAAGAUAUAGCCACUCUGACCACCAAUGACAUUGUAAUUAACAAACUAUCGCAAAUCUUAAGCUAUCUCCGUGCCGGCGGACGCAAUAAGAAGAACAAGAAGCGAGACAAGGAUAAGCCACUCUUCUACGAGAAGGAAAUUGAGCACAUCCGUGGCCGUCAUCAGUCCAGCAGCAGUAGCAAUGCUGCCAGCAAACAGGUCGCUAGUAAACCAGAAGCCUUGGGUGACAGUAUCUACGAUGAUGUGGGCGACUAUCAGCCUUCGGCAUCACGAAGAGAUCGAAACAACGAUCAGACAUCCAAGACACAUGCCCCACAAUCUUACUUUGGUGAUGCACCGCCCGAAGCCGCUGAACCAGUCAUCACGAGCAUACCGCCGCCACCAAAAAUAUCCAAGGCCAUGGCUUCCAGGUUUGCCAACGAGCCAGAGGGCUACGCUGAAUGCUAUCCAGGAUUGGAGGAAAUGAACGAUGCCAUUGAUGACUCGGACGAUGAGGUGGAUUACACUAAAAUGGAUUUGGGCAAUAAGAAAGGACCAAUUGGCCGCUGGGACUUUGAUACACAGGAAGAGUAUUCCGAUUAUAUGAGCACCAAGGAGGCCUUGCCCAAGGCAGCCUUUCAGUAUGGCGUCAAGAUGCAGGAUGGCCGUAAGACUCGCAAAAACAAAACGGAGAAGAAUGAAAAGGCCGAGUUGGAUCGGGAGUGGCAGAAAAUUCAGACCAUCAUACAAAAGCGAAAGUUGCCCAAAGAUGGUGGUGGUGGAGGCGGUGGAGGAGGAGGUGGUGGUGGUGGUAGUGAUGAGCCUGAAUACAAAUCAGCGAAAUAUUAGAAUUCUCUUGAAACAUUAUUUUAUAAUUUUAUUGUAAUGCUGUAAAACUCUAAAUAUAUAUAAGUAUGCCAUGUACUUGUAUAAUAUAUAUAUCUAUAUAUAGAUUUAUAUAUAGAAUUCUUAUAUUGCUUUAUCACUAUAA
Messenger RNA from Drosophila willistoni, 1897 nucleotides. RefSeq names its product protein Red (gene beag). The coding region runs from base 73 to 1755 and encodes 560 amino acids. Gene Ontology annotation, cellular component: nucleus. Lineage: Eukaryota; Metazoa; Arthropoda; Insecta; Diptera; Drosophilidae. Gene Ontology annotation, biological process: mRNA splicing, via spliceosome. The record is from RefSeq and is a predicted model, not a curated record. The transcript has 2 exons.